This is a messenger RNA of Paecilomyces variotii, 1970 nucleotides long. RefSeq lists its product as hypothetical. The record is from RefSeq and is a predicted model, not a curated record. Lineage: Eukaryota; Fungi; Ascomycota; Eurotiomycetes; Eurotiales; Thermoascaceae. The transcript is spliced from 2 exons. The coding region runs from base 92 to 1744 and encodes 550 amino acids.
CCGCGGCCCGCGCUUGGAGAGGAGAUAGGUCACAACAAAGCGCAUCUGGCCUGGAAUCUCCAUCGCAGACACCGUCCUCUUCGUGCGCAAGAUGUCGCUCAAGUCUGUCUAUGAACGAUUCCUCGCGGAUCCGGCCUCCGCGCCACUAGCUUCCGAUGUCUCGCUGAUCUAUAUCACCACCACAACGACCGUGAAUGAGGCUGGCGCAGUGCUCAAGCACCUGUCCAGCCAGCAGAGAAUUGUCAAGAAGAAGGCGGAGAAGAUCAUUGGAGUCGUCGAGGCACCGGACUCUCUGUGCUUGGAUGUCGAAACCACGUUGGAGUUCGUUGAUGGAGGCGGGGCUUAUCUCCCCUCACUAGACGAUAAUUUCCUAGUCGACCAUGUCGCGACUUUCCCAACCGUUCAUAUCGUUCGAUUCAACGCCCAGAAGGAGAUUCAGCAGAUCAGACUUUACUGGGACCAAGGAUCGUUGUUGAAGCAGGUUGAGGUCAUUGGCGCACGUUCGCGCAGUUGGCCCAUUCGCGAUGCAAAGGACCAGCUCCGUCUGAUCACUUCUGCAACCGCUGGGGAGCCUAGUGGUCUAGUGACACCACCAAACGGCUCUGAGAAGACAGCUGCGCCGAAAGAAGAGCAGGACCGUGACACCACGAUUUCUCCCAGCAGGAAGCGCAUUAAGGACCCUUACGCCGCUGAAUCACUCUUUGAACUUCUGUCCCCUGGACAGGACCGAGUGCAGCCGGUUGUUGCUCCACGUGCACCUGCAACUGCAAAGCCUCCUCCGCGCGACUACAGUGAACUUUUCGUUGGAGAGGAUGACGAUGCUGUGCCAGCACAUUCCUCGACUAACCGCCCGAUCGCUCCCAAGAUAGGGUCUUCGAAGCACUAUAAGGCUUCCCCUCUGUUCCUGGAGGAGGAGGAUCAAUCCGUUACCCAGGAAGAACAGAAACUGACCAAGCCAAUUGCACCCAAAGCCGGCGCCAGCAAGAACUUUAAGCCUUCUCGUCUGUUCAUUGGUGAGGAGGAGGAGCCCGUGGAAGACAAACAGCCGGCGUACAAGACUCACCCGAAGAAGUUCAGUCACUUCGAGCUGGGUGACGGCGAUGGCGAAGUUGAGCAGCAGAGCAAGCCCAUUCCCUCACGCCCGAAGUCGCAGCAUGUUGCGCAGUGGGGUUUUGAGGAUUUCGUGACGCCUGAGAAGCCGAAGCCCAAGAUCCGACCCUCUGACACUCGUCAUUUCGCAUGGAGCGAUGAUGAGGCUGAAGACACUCCCCCGGCCAGGGUACAUGUGGCCCAUCCACGACGUGAUGCGGAGACACACUUCAAACUUCAACACGACGACAGUCCUGAUGAAGAACACGUCCAACCUGAGAAGGCUUUAGGUGCCCAUAACAAGGGCAUGGGUCUUUACGAGAACAACUUGUAUGACGAGGAAGGCAGUCCUACACGCCACCAACUGGAGCAGAAGGCACCGCUUGCUAUCAUCCCGAACGGCACCCAUCGCAAGAAGGACUUUGACAGCCACUGGUCGGUCACGGAUGCCAACCCUGCUGAAGACGAGCCGGUCGGCCAUGAAAACAAGAAGCCUAUUAGUCACGACAAGUUGAAGCACAUCAAGCACAUGGAAGCUUCCUGGGCUGCAUAUGACGUGUCUCCCGAGCAAAAAGCUGGAGCGAAGCCGAAGCGUACGAGUCGUAACAUUGCCCAGCCAAGUUGGAUGCUUGGUGAUGAGGACGAGGGCUUUUAGAAUUGGGAUGGACCCUGAGGGAUGGGGCCUGGCUUGUGAGCCAUCCACUGGAGCCUUGCCGUCAGAUGAGCCGUACUCGUCUAUAUGUCCUGCGCGCGACAUUUCCUACUGGACUCGUUUCACUGGCUAACCGCUAUUUUCUUUUUCUUUUUCUUUUUUUUCCUGGCCUGUUCGGGCUCAAGCAUACCAAAAACCUGCCACAGAGGAUAUUCGCUUCCAGUGGUCC